This is a messenger RNA of Anthostomella pinea, 657 nucleotides long. The record is from the annotation of a GenBank genome assembly. NCBI's taxonomy places the organism in Eukaryota, Fungi, Ascomycota, Sordariomycetes, Xylariales, Xylariaceae.
AUGCACCUUGAAACGAUCAUUUAUACUGGCCUACUCGGCCUCCAAGGUCUGGUUGCGGCCAGGUCGGUAUCCAACACAGAUGCUCAUGUCAGCUUGGAUGCCAGAGGCGACCUGUCGACUCGAGGUGUCGACUGGCGCGGCAAGCCAAAGAUCGGACUGCGCGACAUCACCAAAUACCGCCAGCUCCGGGGCCCACACGCGAGCGUGCAGUACGAUUCCGACGAUGUCGAUACGAAACAGUCAGAGGUUUACCUGGCUCAUACCAGAAGCAUCCGCGGCUGGCUCCUUCUGAAAGUCUAUCGACAAGAGCAUUUCCUAGAGAACGAAGUCGAUAUUUACAAGGGACUCGAGGGAAAACCGAUUGCACCUGAGUUCAAGGCACUUGUCACUGACGGCGGGAAAGUGGUCGGCAUCCUUCUCAAGUUUAUUGAGAGCGCAAUCGAGCCCAAUAUGCCGCAAGCGAAUAUUUGUCGGAACAAAUUGAAUGCUCUACACGCUCAGGGGAUUGUCUUAGGGGAAGACUUCAAGACAGAUAAUUUCCUUGUGAGGGGAAAUGAUGUCUGGAUCAUCGACUUUGAGGAAUCGGCCUACGCAUCUGAUGAUGAUGAGUUUGAGGAAGAUAGUGAGAGGUUUGAAUGUGCAUUUGGUACAUGGUAG